Molecule: messenger RNA, 1194 nt
Organism: Pestalotiopsis fici W106-1
Lineage: Eukaryota; Fungi; Ascomycota; Sordariomycetes; Amphisphaeriales; Sporocadaceae
Exons: 2
Coding region: 1-1194 (397 amino acids)
Source: RefSeq, a predicted model, not a curated record
AUGGCUGAAUGGAGCAUCGGGGUACCCUCACCAAGUCCACUAGGCCCAUCGUGCUCUGGAGUCUUCAUUGGUCCCAAUGAACAGGAAGCACUCUACUAUUUCGAGACGAUAUUUGCAAGAUGGGCGCCCAAGACUUUCAUUUGGUCCGCAUGUGCCGUUCUGUUGAGCAAAGCCACCAACGACGCUGUCUUGAUCCAUCUCCUCUUUGCUGGAUGCAUGCGUGAGCUUGUGUACAGGGGCAAGAAUCAAUCGCUGAGUCACUUGGCGGACUUCCACUUCAGAGAAGGGUCACGGCUGCUGAUCGAUCGUUUGCGGUCUCCUGAUAUCGAUCACGCACACUCACUGAUGGCGUUCUGGCUUCUGCAACUCUACUACCGAGCCCAUUGGGAUGAAAAGGGUCUGGUAUCAAUGCAAAGACUGAGCGCUUCCAUGGCUACUUAUGCGAAACAGCAUCAGCUAUUGAGAAAACUUCGGGAAUCAUGCAAUCAUGAGGGCGAAACCAAUCCUUCACCACACUCGAUACCAUUGACUGACCGAGCCGUCAUGUGCCAGUUCCUCAUCUUUGUCGUUUACGAAGACGUUUCUCCGGAUGCUGGAGUCGGAGCAGGCAACCUUUCCAAGCUGGUCUUAUCAGACGAAAACUCAAUGCGAGCAGUUUUCGCCCACUCCAGAAAUGGUUCAGCGGCCUUUUUCCGAGACAGAUACCCUCCGGAAGAGCUUUUAGACGACAUUGAGCGCUCAAAGCCGCUUGAACUAAUCAUGCGCAGUAACAUUCUACUUUAUAAAGCAAAUGAGGCCGUCAAAGACAUUUUAAAUGGCGUCGAGCUUCUUCAAAACUUGCUACCUCAGAUUCAUGCGCUAAAGAUUGAGUACUCGGGACUGUUCCUGCUGGCGGAUACUCUCUGUGGGAAGAACCCAAAAAUGCUGAUCACGACUCUUCAAGCAAUGGCAAUUUACUAUGCGCUGUGGGUUCAUGUGUUGGAUUCUAUUGCAUGUUUAUCGACAUCUUACUCCAGGGCCCAAGAGUUCGACGAGGCUCAGGGGGGCCUGCGACGCUGGAUAUUCCAAUUAUUCAAUUUCGAUUCCAAUGUCUUCCGCUGGAGAUGGCGGUGGCCGGCAAAUGUUGCGCUUGCUACGACGACCGACGAGAUCCACCGCGACUGGCUGCUGCAAAAAAGAGACAAAGAUAUCUAG